UUGCUUCUCCACCAAUGAGAUGCAAGCUUCGUUAAGCGCAGCACUUUUAUGAGCGGCUAAAGCGGGGCUACUGUUGUCAUCGCUGUUGCUGCUUCGCCGGCAGAUCUUGCAAAAGUAGGCGACGGUCGUCUUGUACUUAACCAGAUGGAAGCCCGAAAGCGUCCCAGGGACGACAGCCUUCACCCAGAUAGUUUCUCCACUCCGGAGAAGAAGUUUGUCGACGUCCCCCAUCGGCUGGUUAACUAUCGCGAAUGGGGGAUCGAGGACACAUGCAGAUAUUUGCGUAAAGAGGGAUUCGGUAACCUGGAAGAAAAGUUCAGAGAGGAGCAGAUCACUGGGGUGUGCCUGCAGUACCUCACGGACGCCCAGCUGGAGAAGAUGGGGAUCGGCUCUCUUGGGGAACGAAUCAAGCUUCUUCACAGCCUGAGGAAGCUCUGGCAGCUUUCGGCAGAUGCCAUCAAGGUGUUCAAUGACCCCAUCCAUGGACACAUUGAGUUACACCCCCUGCUGGUGCGCAUCAUCGACACCCCGCAGUUUCAGAGGCUGCGUUACAUCAAGCAGCUGGGGGGUACAUACUUUGUGUACCCGGGAGCCAGCCACAACCGCUUUGAGCACUCCAUCGGGGUGGCACACCUGGCUGGUCGGCUGGUUCGUGCCCUGGGUGAACGCCAACCAGAACUGGAUAUCAGCAACAGGGAUGAGCUGUGUGUGCAGAUUGCUGGUCUUUGCCAUGACCUGGGACACGGCCCCUUUUCUCAUAUGUUCGAUGGAAUGUUUAUCCCGAAAAUGCGUCCUGGUUUGAAAUGGAAGCAUGAGAAGGCCAGUGUGGAGAUGUUUGAUCACAUGGUUGAGGUGAACGGCUUGAAGGGGGUCAUGGAGCAGUACGGACUCAAGCUGCCGGAAGACUUGGUUUUCAUCAAGGAGCAGAUUGCCGGCCCCUUGGAGCCGCCCUUGUCCCUCAGUCAGGAGCAGGCUGCUUGGCCAUACAAGGGUCGUCCUGAAACAAAGUCUUUCCUGUAUGAAAUAGUGGCAAAUAAAAGAAAUGGCAUCGAUGUGGACAAGUGGGAUUAUUUUGCUAGAGACUGUCACCACCUCGGCAUCCAGAACAAUUUUGACUACAAACGCUUCCUGAAGUUUGCCCGUGUGUGUGACGUGGACGGGAAGAUGCAUAUUUGUACCAGAGAUAAGGAAGUAGGAAAUCUCUAUGACAUGUUUCACAUCAGAAACUGCCUCCAUCGCCGUGCCUACCAGCACAGAGUGGGGAACAUCAUCGAGACCAUGAUAGCAGAGGCUUUUGAAAAGGCUGACAAUCAUAUCAAGAUCCCUGGCUCUCAUGGUCAGAUGUUUACCAUCUCCACUGCUAUCGAUGACAUGGAGGCCUACACCAAGCUGACAGACCAUGUGUUUGAGCAGAUCCUGUACUCCACAUCAUCCGAGCUUGCUGAGGCACAGACCAUCCUGAACAACAUAGUCACCCGUAAGCUGUACAAGUGUGUGGGGCAGACCCAACCCCGAAGGCCCAUGAAGAUCACACAGAGCGACCUUCUAGACUGGUGCCAAAUUGUUGCGGAUUCCACACCCCAGAGCGGCACUGAUGUCCUCUUUAAGGCUGAAGACUUCAUUGUCAGCGUUAUUGAUAUGGACUAUGGAAUGAAGGCGAAAAACCCAAUCAAUAACGUGCGCUUUUACUGCAAGAAUGAUCCCAGCAAGGCCAUCAAGAUCCGUAAGAACCAGGUCUCCCAACUCCUGCCUGAGAAGUUUGCGGAACAGCUAAUCCGCGUCUACUGCAAACGGACGGACGACGGGAGUGUGGAAGCAGCCAAAAAAUACUUUGUGCAGUGGUGCAUCGACAAAGACUUCAUUAAACCUCAGGACGGGGAUAUAAUUGCCCCUGAGCUCACUCCACUAAAGGCCAACUGGGAAGAUGAUGAUGAGGAUGACGAUGAUGUUGGUCAGCACCACCCUAAGGGUUCCAGGAAUGGUGCCCAGGGUGUGAGAAACCGCCUCUUCUGAAGACGCAGGGGGGGUUUGGGAGUGGGGAAGGCUGGUCAUUAAACAGGCACGUACCAUAGAAGGGGCAGGACUAGCCCAGCUUAAACAAUCCACAUGCAGUUCAGUUUUCUCUGGUGCCAGCUGUUGGCUAUGAGAAGAACAAGAAUUAUUGUACGUAUUUUAUACUUUAUUUCAUAUUCAUAUUUAUGUACUAUAAAGGGUGUGUAUGGCCACUGGCUAGACAGUGUUACAAUAGUCUGUUUAAUAUGACAGCAUUUCAUAUUGGCACUGUUUAGAAGCAUUUUAAUGUUUGAACUAUCAUGCAUGCAGGUAUUUUCAUUUUCAACCUGAAUGUGUAUUUAUUUUAUAUAUUUGCAUACAAUGCAAUAUUUUUUUAAGUAUUCUCUUUAUCUGUUUGGUGUUCUGGCGUUGAAGGGUUUGGUUCACGUGUCUUUCCUUAGUCCCUUUUUUUUGGAUUUUGGGCUGGAUUUAAACUCACUAUUUGGUGUGUGUGUGUGUGUGUGUGUGUGUGUGUGUGUGUGUGGGGGGGGGGGGGGGGGGGUGUGUUUCUUCCCCCUUGUUAUGUCUGUGCUUUAAUUCUUGAUUCCCAUCAUGUGCCCCCAUUUUAAUAUAUAUGGUCUGUGGAGCGGAUCUUGUAUAAUAUAGGCAGUGUGUCACAUCAUGCUUUGAAAAUGUGAGGGAAAAAAAACCUGGAUAGUGGCUUGUUGAAAAAGUAAUAAACCACUAUGUUGAUUCUGUC
This is a messenger RNA of Paramormyrops kingsleyae, 2752 nucleotides long. It is a transcript of the gene samhd1a, whose product is annotated as SAM domain and HD domain 1. Gene Ontology annotation, cellular component: nucleus. Gene Ontology annotation, molecular function: dGTPase activity; protein binding. Gene Ontology annotation, biological process: regulation of innate immune response; dGTP catabolic process; defense response to virus. The record is from RefSeq and is a predicted model, not a curated record. NCBI's taxonomy places the organism in Eukaryota, Metazoa, Chordata, Actinopteri, Osteoglossiformes, Mormyridae.